AUAGAGGGCUAGACCCUCGCUUCCAACAUGUUAUUUCGCGGGCCAACCAAGGCCAACCCGAGUAGAGUCUCUUCGCACUCAGUGGAGUCCCAGCGUUGUGCCCAGGCAAUUCCACGUGGCGUCCCGACUCCUGGGCGGGUCGUCGCUUGCCGCGCUGCGAGUGCAUACGCUGGGAGCGCUUACUCGGCAGACCCAGCUGGGGCCCUUGCUGCGCUGGAGGAGGAGAACAAGCUGCUGAAGACGACCAUUUCGGACGCGAAGGCGGCUAUUAUGGAGCUGGAGACGCAGUUGAAAGCAUCGGGCAUCCCCCUGCCCGCGCCAGAGAACUCGCCAGACCUUAUGCCCACGCAGCCCGAGGACUUCUGGUCGCCCGCCAUGGAGGUGCCGUACAACUACGAGUACAAGGACCGCUACGGCGCCAUCAGCCCAAUCCCAGGGCACGACGGCACCGAGUGCUUCUCCUGGGACGCCACGCUGUGGGGCUUCGCGGAGCACUUUAGGUACCGCUGGCGCCGUCUGCGGAGCAUUCGCCAGGCCAUCGAGGACAAUGAGGGCGGACUGGACAACUUCACCAAAUCCUACAACCGCUUUGGUCUGAAUCGCGGCAUGCACGAGGGCCGGCAGGGCAUCUGGUACCGCGAGUGGGCGCCGGGGGCCAAGGCGCUGAGCCUCAUCGGCGACUUCAACAACUGGACGCCCAAGGACGCGCACUGGGCGUUCAAGAACACGUACGGCGUGUGGGAGCUGUUCCUGCCGGACGGCCCCGACGGCACGCCCGCCAUUCCCCACCGCUCCAAGGUCAAGUGCCGGCUGGAGACGCCUGACGGGCAGUGGGUGGAGCGCAUCCCGGCUUGGAUCAAAUGGGCCACACAGGCCUGGAACGAGAUCCAGUUCAACGGGGUGCACUGGGACCCUCCGGAGACCGGGUCGCCGGGCGAGAUCGCCAGUGACAAGAAGUACACGUUCAAGUACCCGCGCCCGCCGCGGCCGCGCUCGCUGCGCAUCUACGAGUGCCACGUGGGCAUGAGCAGCCAGGAGCCCAAGGUGAACAGCUACCUGGAGUUCCGCCGCGACGUGCUGCCGCGCAUCCGCGCCCUGGGCUACAACGCCAUCCAGAUCAUGGCCAUCCAGGAGCACGCCUACUACGGCUCCUUCGGAUACCACGUCACCAACUUCUUCGCGCCCUCCAGCCGCUGCGGCACGCCCGAGGAGCUCAAGGCGCUGAUCGACGAGGCGCACCGGCUGGGCAUCAUCGUGCUGAUGGACAUUGUGCACAGCCACGCCUCCAAGAACACCAACGACGGCAUCAACAUGUUUGACGGCACCGACGCAAUGUACUUCCACGGCGGGCCCCGCGGCUUCCACUGGAUGUGGGACAGCCGAUGCUUCGACUACGGCAACUGGGAGACGCUGCGCUUCCUGCUGUCCAACACUCGCUACUGGAUGGACGAGUUCAAGUUCGACGGCUACCGCUUCGACGGCGUCACGUCCAUGAUGUACCACCACCACGGCCUCAGCUACAGCUUCACAGGCAACUACGACGAGUACUUCGGCAUGAACACGGACGUGGACGCGGUUGUGUACCUGAUGCUGGUCAACCAGCUGCUACACGACAUGUUCCCCAACGCCAUCACCAUCGGCGAGGACGUGUCGGGCAUGCCCGCCUUCUGCCGCCCCUGGCACGAGGGCGGUGUGGGUUUCGACUACCGCCUGCAGAUGGCCAUUGCGGACAAAUGGAUUGAGGUGCUCAAGAGCCACGACGACCACUCCUGGGACAUGACUGCCAUCACACACACGCUCACCAACCGCCGCUACGCGGAGUCGUGUGUGAGCUACGCCGAGAGCCACGACCAGGCGCUGGUGGGCGACAAGACCAUUGCCUUCUGGCUCAUGGACAAGGACAUGUACGACAAAAUGUCGGUGCCGGGCAAGGGCCCCGCCUCCGCCAUUGUGGACCGCGGCAUCGCGCUGCACAAGAUGAUCCGCCUGGUCACCCUAGCGCUGGGCGGGGAGUCCUACCUCAACUUCAUGGGCAACGAGUUCGGUCACCCAGAGUGGAUUGACUUCCCUCGCGACAACACCUACGACCCCUCCACUGGCCGCUUCAUCCAGGGCAACGGCGGCAGCAUGGACAAGUGCCGGCGGCGCUGGGACCUGGCGGACAGCGAGAGCCUCAAGUACAAGUGGCUGCUGGCCUUCGACCGCGCCAUGUGCCACCUGGACAAGGCGUUUGGCUUCCAGGGCGCGCCGCAUCAGUGGAUCAGCCGCGCCGACAGCGCCGACAAGAUGAUUGUGUGCGAGCGCGGCGACCUGCUGUUCGUGUUCAACUUCCACCCCACCCGCUCCUACACCGACUACCGCGUGGGGUGCAACGCCAGCGGACCGUACAAGAUUGUUCUGAGCAGCGACGAGGAGGUGUUUGGCGGCUACCGCAACUGCAGCAAGGACGCGGGCGUGACGUUCGUGGCGCAGCCCAUGGCGCACGACAACCGGCCCUUCUCAUUCCUGGUGUACGCGCCCUCGCGCACGUGUGUGGUGUACGCGCCGGCGGGCUGGGUGGACAGCGAGGCCGACCGCAAGCCGCACGGCAUUGCGGGCCUGGCGGUGCGCGACCUGGGGCCCUACUUUGCAAGGUAGAUGCGGGUCAGGCUUGAGCCAGGUUACCCGGUGGGCAGAGGUGCCGGGCAGGUGGAAGCAGGCAUGGGCGGUGCCGUUGAAAGCGUGGCAUGGGUUAUACAGUGCGCUAGCAGGGAGCGGAGGCUUUGUGGUGUCCUGCGCGCGUGCUUUGGGUGGGUUCGCUGUUGGGUGGGGAGGGGGGCUGGUACGGUGCUUGCAGAGGGCUGCUUGUUACCCACUGGCAGGUAGUUUUGAGGGGGAAUGCAAGGGGAGGACUGCUGGACGGGUGUCAAUUGCAGGCAGUGUUAAGUAUGGUGUUCGAUGCACGAGGGUCUGUGGAGGUUUGAAGAUGGUCAAGUAAAUCCCCGGGCAGGCGGGCUAGGCGAAUGCCGUGCGUGCGAGGUGCAGCGGCGGUGUUGCUGCACGAGAGACACGGGAAGUUGGAGAGCGUGUGCCAGAAGAGUUCAUGUUUCUUUGUUACUACGGUCUGUUUUGUGUCAUGGACCGUGGUGCUGAUUUGCGGCGUGGGCGGGUCAACGCAGACCGUUUAUUUGGGCUGCAGUCGUCCGGGCUGUGCAAUUUUGGUGUCCGUUGAUUGGGGUCAAUGACAUGCGCCUCGAGUUGCAUUUUUGCGCUUUGCGACGGUAGGUGCUCAGUCACCGUCAUACAUGUUAACUUGCUAA
Molecule: messenger RNA, 3299 nt
Organism: Chlamydomonas reinhardtii
Lineage: Eukaryota; Viridiplantae; Chlorophyta; Chlorophyceae; Chlamydomonadales; Chlamydomonadaceae
Exons: 23
Coding region: 28-2637 (869 amino acids)
Biological process (GO): carbohydrate metabolic process
Cellular component (GO): cytoplasm
Molecular function (GO): 1,4-alpha-glucan branching enzyme activity; cation binding; hydrolase activity, hydrolyzing O-glycosyl compounds
Source: RefSeq, a predicted model, not a curated record